ACAACAACAACCACAACAACAACAACCACAACCACCACAACAACAACCACCACCACAGCCACCACCUGCUGCUCCUGCUGCUCCUCCUGAUGCCCGCCGUGCCCCUGGCCACCGCCUCUACUGCCUCUACCGCCUCGGGCCUGGGAUUUCCCCGCUACGACGGAGUGGACCGGGUCCUGGACCUGUCGGCUCGCAACUACAAAUCGGCCUUGAGCUCGCACGCUGCACUUGGAGUCCUCCUGCACCACCCGCUGGAGGCCGGGGACCCCGUGGCGGCCAAGCAGCACGCCAUGACGGAGCUGGUGCUGGAGAUGGCGGCCCAGGUGCUGGAGGCAAGGGGCGUGGCCUUCGCGUUGCUGGACGCGGAGGACGACAAAAAGGUGGCACGCAAACUGGGUGUCACCGAGGUCGACAGCAUGUUCAUCUUCAAGGACGACCACGUGGUGGAGUUUGACGGAGAAUUCUCAGCUGAUGUCAUUGUAGAGUUCAUCCUUGAUCUGCUGGAGGACCCCGUGGAGAUGCUGACGGGCGACGCUGAGCUGAGGGCCUUUCACUCCGUGGACGAGAUCCCAAAAGUGGCUGGCUACUUCAAGAACGACCAGUCAGAGCACUACAAGGCCUAUGAAGACGCAGCAAAAGAUUUCCAACCGUACAUCCCCUUCUACGCUACCUUCGAUAAAGCGACUGCUAAGAAGUUGUCUCUCAAGCUGAACGAGGUUGACUUCUAUGAGCCCUUCACGUCCAAAGCGGUGUCUAUACCGGACAAACCGCACACGGAGGAAGAGCUGGUGGCAUUCAUUAAGGCCCACCGCAGGGCAACGUUGAGGAAACUACGUCCAGAAGAUAUGUACGAGACAUGGGUGAGUGGGUGG
Molecule: messenger RNA, 872 nt
Organism: Petromyzon marinus (sea lamprey)
Lineage: Eukaryota; Metazoa; Chordata; Hyperoartia; Petromyzontiformes; Petromyzontidae
Source: RefSeq, a predicted model, not a curated record